AUGGCCGCAUGGUUCGGUGACAGUGGUUCCUCCGAUAAUAGUAGUAAUAAUAUUUUAGUGGAAGAUUUUAGUUUAAGUGUUAAUUUAAAUGAUGAUUACGAGUCCUUUGAUACGAAUUUUAGUGAUUUGCAAUUUCAUAAACAUCCAAAAGAGAAAGCCGAAAACCUCGUAACAUCAAAAAGUAAAAUAAAUGUUAGGGAUUCCCAAAAAAGUGUAGAAUUAUUGUCGCAUAAUGAGCCAGUAUCAGAAAAACAGAAGUCAAAUGAGGAGUUACUUAAAAUCAACAUGGAUAAAACAAAAAGGAAAGUGGAGGAUAACAGUGCAAGAUACAAAUGUGAAUAUGAUGGAUGCGAAAGGACUUAUAGUACAGUUGGCAAUCUCAGGACCCACAUGAAAACACACAAAGGCGAGUACAGAUUCGUGUGUCCCGUACAGUCCUGUAACAAAGCCUUCCUUACUUCGUAUAGUUUGAAGAUACACGUCCGAGCGCACACCAAAGCAAAACCCUUCGCCUGCACUAUUGGAAUCUGUAAUAAGGCCUUCAAUACACUUUACAGGCUCAGAGCACACCAAAGACUACACAGCGGCGAUACAUUCAACUGCCAAGCAGAUGGAUGCACAAAAUUCUUUACAACGCUAAGCGACCUUAAGAAACACAUUCGCACACACACGCAGGAGAGACCUUACAAAUGCAGAACAGACGGUUGCGGUAAAUCGUUCACCGCAUCUCAUCAUCUGAAAGCGCACGCCCGAACCCACUCUGGAUUGCGGCCGCACACGUGCGCGGCAACGGGAUGCGGUCGACAGUUCUCUACGCCGACAAAUUUGCGAGCACACGCCCAAAAACAUCAAAUCGAAGCCGACACUCCUAUAGUAGAAGUCAUGGAAAACGAUACAUCUAAAGCGACAAACGAUGCUAUGAACUGGGAGGGCCUUUUAGAAUCGUUUGGGAGAAUCACAACAGAGUCGAACUCAACUGAUGGCAGUUUAGACGACAUCGCUAUCGUAAACCCACUACCAAAUAAUAACGUAGAUAUAACAGAGUUGCUUUUUGAUGACACUACUAACCCCGCAAAAUUUGACGGAGUAAAUACUUUAGCAGUAGAUUACGAUUUGAACGCUUUAGAUGUAACAUUGCCUGAACUAACUAAGAAAUCUGAUAACAGUUCUUGGGUGGACGUGAGUACCUUACAGCCGAUUAUUCCCAUAACGGAAACCUCGAAAGACCAUCUAAAAGUUGAAAUUAAAUCCAAAGCCUUAGAGCUAGCGUUAGCUAACGAAAUCGAAGUACAGUCCUCUUGGGUUGAUGUCAGUGCAUUAGCUGCGUCAAUACAAGAUACUCCUGUUAGCAUAAAGGAGAAAACACCUGAAAGCAUCUUCACUCUUGCCACAUUUGUACCGACACAUAUGCAAAGUUACAUAGACCUUAACCCAGAAGUUGCGCCAACAGCAAAUAUUAUAUCUCAAAACUCCUUUGAUCUUGAUACCCCUACUAUACUUGAUGUCAGCAAUAAAGUGUUUAAUGACAGUGAAUUAGUAUCGAAUCUCGAACCUAAUAUAGCAUCAAAACUCGAUACAGAAAUAGAUAUUUUUCUUAAAGAUCCCGACUUGUCUAUUGAUAGAUCGUUAAAUACGCCACCUCCUUCAAAGGUUGAGCAAAAAAUUGAAAUAAAUCCAGCAAAUUCAGUUCUCUUUAAUACAGAUUUGGCAUUGGAAGAUACAUUACUAUUUGAUAAUGAACCACCUUCUGAUAUGUAUGUUGUAAGGACAGAGAACAUAUUUGGCAAGAAAUUUGUAAAGAAAAAUCCUUUAGAGCAACUAACAAAAGAUGCGGGUAUUUGUUCUUGUGAAAAUUGCGGAUGUGAUCCUUUUAAUGGAGAAUGUAGAAAUUGUGAUGCUGAAAAUGUGAAAAGUAAUGACAAAUCAAGUUGUUCAGAUGAUAAGUGUUCUUGUGUCGAUUGCAAGUGUAACCACGCUGAGAUGAAGUGCGCUGUCGGUUGUGGCAAGGCAACAGAUUCUAAUCAUAAUACCUUUUUACAUUACCAUCGACGGCAUAAUAAUUCUAAUUUAGAAGAGCUAGGAGUAUAUACCUUACACGAAUGCGACGAAAAUGCAUCUACAGUGAAUAUUGACAAUUUGCUUUGCUUGUGUAAAAGUAUGACGACACCUGAAUGUUGUACAAAAAACACUACACCGAGCGACAAUUGUUGCGGUGCUAAUAGUAAUAAAUCGUGUUGUGUGACAAUAUGUUUCAAGAAGAUAGAUGCUUUUAAACAAUUUUUGUCUGAUAACAACUUAGUGCAUGCUCUAAAAACGCACAAUUGGAACGUAACAGGCCUUUAA
Messenger RNA from Parnassius apollo (apollo), 2343 nucleotides. Lineage: Eukaryota; Metazoa; Arthropoda; Insecta; Lepidoptera; Papilionidae. The record is from the annotation of a GenBank genome assembly.